This is a messenger RNA of Pyricularia pennisetigena, 2658 nucleotides long. RefSeq lists its product as uncharacterized. The record is from RefSeq and is a predicted model, not a curated record. The transcript has 4 exons. Bases 1 to 2658 code for a protein of 885 amino acids. NCBI's taxonomy places the organism in Eukaryota, Fungi, Ascomycota, Sordariomycetes, Magnaporthales, Pyriculariaceae. Gene Ontology annotation, molecular function: cycloeucalenol cycloisomerase activity.
AUGUCCCUCGACAAAACGACUACAGAGCGCGCCAUCCUCUACCAGAGUCCGCUUUGGAUGGCCGCCGUCGGCUGGGUCAUGCUGACGGGCCGACUGGGCCACUGGGGCGAUGCUGAGCUGCUGGUCUUCUCGUCGGCGGUGUCGGUGCCGAGCGUCAUCUUUCCCGCCUACAUGGUCCGGCGCGACUGCCCGUCGACGCGCAAGCAGCCCCUGCACCAGCGCUACUGGCUCAAGCUCAACCUGUGGGUCUUUGUCGUCGUCUGCUGGGGCACCUACUUUGGCACGCACUACUUCUUCAACCUCAUGGGGAUGCGCUACCGCUUUGCCAACACCAGGCUGACGCUCGACUCGCCCGUCCUGGGCGCCGCCAACAACGGCCAGACCGUGCCGCUGUUCAUGUAUCCCCUGACCCACGCCUACUUCAUGACGUACUUUGUCGUCAUGCUCAGGGCCGAACGACUCGUCCGGGACCGCGUGCUGCCUCGAUCGCUGCGGCGCACGGUCGUCGGCAAAGGUCUCGUCGUGCUCGUCGUGUCGUACUCGACGGCCUACCUCGAGACGUUCUUCAUGGCUGCCGACGUCUUGUCCGAGUACUUUUACUAUCUCGACAGGGCGAGGAUGCUGCGCCUGGGCUCGCUGGGGUACGCCAUGUAUUUCGUUGCCGGGCUGCCGAUGGUGAAGCGGAUCGACGCGGACGGCGGGCGCUGGGACUUGGGCAAGACGAUGGUGGAAGCCGCUGCAACUUGCAUGGCGAUACAGCAAAUCGGUCCCCUCGUUGGCGAUGCCCUCGUACCUGCUCAGCUCGUGCCUCCGCAGCGCGAUGUUCCAGGGGAAACUGGAAUGCGCCACUCCCAUGAAGGCGCUGGCGCGGAACAUGACGAGGAAGUCCACCAGGGCCUGCUGGUCGAAGGGGAGGCUGUCGAUGAUGGUCUUGUCGGGCAGCAGAUCGUGCUUGGUCACGACGGUGAUGUUCCGUCCCCUGUACGGGCCGGGCCUGUCGAUGCUGCUGCUGUCGACGUCGACACGCCUGGCGAGCUCCCGCCGGAACAGUUCCACCACCGUCAUGUUGCCGGACGCGACGUAGACGACGUUGAGGUUGGGGAACCGCGCCAGGUUUUGGAACUGCUCCUGGAACUGGUCCUCCAUGUUGGAGAAUCGCCAGCCGUCCUCGGGGGCCCAGGCCUCGACCGCGUCCUUCUCCAACCGCAGGUGCGCCCCGUAGUAGGCGUCAGGAUUGAUGGGCCGGCCGGGGUCGAUCGGGAGGCCGAACUUGUUUCUCAUCUCCAGCAGGACCUGGGCGGCCAGGUCGCGGGUCUCGUGGCGGAAGGACAAGAUCUUGCCGUAUUCGUUGGCGAAAUCCGGCCCGUCGUCCCGCACUGGAUACUCGAGGAAGGCCUGGUCGAUCUUGACGUGCACGGGCUUCUCGCGGCUGACGCGAACCCCCUGACCAUCGAGCCAGCCGUCAAAGGAGCGGCGCCACUCGCGCGGGUGCCGGAUGCCCUCGGGAGGAUGGUCCGGCUCGAACUGAUCACCGACCAGCGUCAGGUUCUGGGGGAGCCUGUCGCUGUAGUGAGGGAGCUGAUCCUCGGCGUCGUAGAUGGGCAUGCCUGGACACGCGGCAGUGAGGUGCUGGACAAAGGCGUGGCGGUCAAACAGGUACUCCAGGGGCGCCUCGUAGACGGUCUCGAUGUCGCUGAUGUCCUUUGGGUUCCUCUUGGACAUGGACGGGACCACGAUGGCUGCGCCGGCGUGCAUCGCAUAUCGUACGCACUUAAGGAUCUGGUUCCGCACCAUGCCGACGCCGCCGUGCUGCCCCUCACAGGUGAACAGCAGGCCGUCUCUGAAGCCGCCGUUGCGAGCGCAUGCCUGUUGGAUGGGCGCGUAGUUGAUCGGCGAGGGGAACUCGACGGCGGCGGCUUGGGUUAUAAAGUCGGCGUCCGUCGGCCUUCGACUGUUGGCGUCCAAGAUGAACAGAAGCCCAAGCAAGGUUGGGUGAGAGUCGUCAAGCAGCGCCCAGCACCAGAUGACAACGAGUGGAAGGGCGAGGCAGAAAGCCACCCAUGGACGCUCUGGAAACAUGCUGCUGCUGCUGCUGCUGCUGCUGCUGUCUUUUCUGAUGGGUUCACCACGAUCCUUCACCAGGACGUCAAAGUAGAGAUCGUCCCGCAGCGGCAUUCCGUUCUCGGGCUCUCCGUACGGCCACGGCCUCUUCUCGGCGGUCCUCGAGUAGCCCCUCCGCUCGUACCAGGCGAUGAGCUCCUCGCGCGUCCAGAUGACCGUCAUUUCCAUGCGGCCGACGCCCCACGUGUCCUUGACGUACUGCUCGGCCCUCUGCAGGACCGUCUUGCCCAGGCCGCCGCCCUGCCUCUCCGGGUCGACGGCGAAGAGGCCAAAGUAGGCGACCUGGCGCGAGUCGUCGCGGCACACCACCUCGCAGCAGGCCACCGGCUCGUCCGAGCCGGCAGGGAAGGCCAUCAGCACGGCGCCCAGCGGCGCGUUGAUCUUGGAGAGGAGCCCCGCCGCGUCGAUGCGCUGGCCGGCCACCAGGUCGGCCUCCGUGGUCCAUCCCUUGCGGCUCGGCUCGCCGCGGUAUGCGUUUUGUACGAGUGGUUGCAGCGCUGGGAGGUCGCUUGGGGUCGCUUUGCGUAUGUUCAAUGA